CUUAUUUUGAUUUUUGUUAUCAGCUGAUGGUAGUCUAGCAGACGACAUCAGAAAAUGACAUAAUUCUAAACAAUAAUAUUAGUUUUAAAAGUUUAUAAAAUACGUUCUAUUUACAAUUUUUUAAAAUAUCAUCAUGAUUAGUGAUUUUUGUUUCCUGUAAAGUGCAGAUAUAAUUCUAUGUGAAAUUCCAGUAGAUUUUUCUUUGUCUUAACAAGUCAAUUUGGGUACCUACCAACUUUACAUACCGUAAUGUUUGAUAUUGUGUUGGAAUAUUAGAGUAUUAAAUAUCAACAACAUUGUUUGACAAUUACUGUACGUUGGAAUAAUUAUUCAAACAGUUCAACAAUGGUAUUUAUAAUUGUUGCUUACGUAUUUGUACCAGUUGUAUUAGCGUUGGGUGUUAGAAAAUACCGAGAAUUACAAUGGGGAACGUGUAAAGAUUUUAGGUCUUUGGAGGGUAAAGUAUUUAUUGUUACGGGCGCAAAUUCAGGAAUUGGCAAAGAAACUGUUAAAGGCUUGGCUGAAAGAAAAGCCCGCGUUAUUCUGGCAUGUCGAAACAUUGACAGUGCCAACGCCGCUAUAUCUGAAAUCAGAAAAUCAAUAUCAACUGGAGAAUUGAUUCCUAUGACACUGGACCUGGCGUCUUUAAAAUCGGUGACCAGAUUUGCUGGAAACGUUCUUCGUGACUUUCCCCGAAUCCACACUCUGAUCAACAACGCUGGUGUGAAUGUCCCCGUCUCUAAAGGCGAAAAAACCGAAGAUGGCUUUGAAAUUCAUUUUGGCGUCAAUCACCUUGGUCAUUUCCAUCUCACCAAUCUCCUACUUGAAACUGUGAUCAAUUCUGCACCAAGCAGAAUUGUGAUAGUGUCGUCACUGCUGCAUGAGCGUGGCACAAUCGACUUUGAUAACUUGAACGGCGAGAAGGGCUUCGUAGGGGGCAUGAACCCUGCCUACUGCAACUCGAAGCUGGCCAACGCCUACUAUUGCGUAGAGCUAGCCAAGCGCCUGGCGCCGCGGCGACUGGACACCGACGUGGUCGCUGUCUGCCCUGGCUUCUGCUACACCAACAUCUUCCGCUACUCCAACCUCAAAUGGUGGAAGUACUUGCUCUUUCUGCCGAUCGCUUUCUUCUACAUGCGCUCUGCCAAACAGGGUGCACAGAACGUUCUACACUGUGCUCUUUCCGAGGAGGUUCGGGGAAAAUCUGGCGAAUUCUUCCGCGACUGCAAGCCGUACAAAUCGAAGCACAAUUUCGAUCCAAACGUUAGCAGAGCCCUUUGGAAUGCCAGCGGACAAAUGAUAAUGAAAUAGUGGUCUAAUCAAAUUGAACCAGAAUAAGCACUCCCAACUAUCUCUAAAUGUCAACAAAUAUUAGAAGUGUUUUUGGAUUGAAUUUAAAAUUUACUUUCUUUGUAUCUAGAGCAGAACAAACGCACCAAAUUCCUAACUAGACCUAUAAUAAUCAGUUAGAUUUCAAAGCAUUUAUCUUGAAAAAGAAAACAUCAAAAUAUUUAUCAUUGCCUCUGGAGCUAUCUCCAGGGCCCUAUUGCAUGAUAAGCUAAUAGUUUAUAGUCACCGCACGAAAAUAGUCCGAUAGAAAUAGGAACAGAUGUGUUGUCCAACAUACUUGAUCUGUAUAAUGAUUUAAAAUUUUGAAUUUGAUUAGUCCAAGCGUUUGAAAAUAUACUAGCAUCUAGUCUAAAUUAAAAACACGCAACACUCAUUCAGUAAUUUGAACCAUUUUCACAAUCACAGUGAUAAAUGAGCUGAAGAGGAUUGAUAUAUUCAUUGGUAGACUAGCAACUUGUCUCAUUUAAAUUUAGAUUGAAUAUCAUUGAAUGUUUCAAAAUCAUUUCACAAUAUUGUUUUGUACUUCUACAAUUAGAUUGAAAUAUUGCCAACAAAAUAUUGUUUCUUAUUUCGAGUUCAACAUUCCCCAUCCUUACCCUUUGUGCUGAAGAGAUAAGAUUGGUUUAAAAGUUGAUUUUUUUAGUUUAUUCCUUACACGCUUAUAACUUCGGAACAAUGCGUUCAACCGACGUGACCAACCAUUCAAAAAUCAAGCUUGAUGAAUUUUCUACAUUUUUUGUGAUAUUUUCAACAGUUUGCAAUAUAUUCGCUAUUGAAAUUGUUA
Messenger RNA from Nilaparvata lugens (brown planthopper), 2134 nucleotides. Its product is annotated as retinol dehydrogenase 11. The transcript has 4 exons. The coding region runs from base 346 to 1311 and encodes 321 amino acids. Lineage: Eukaryota; Metazoa; Arthropoda; Insecta; Hemiptera; Delphacidae. The record is from RefSeq and is a predicted model, not a curated record.